CUGCUCUACUGACAGCUGUGAAGAAGGAGUGUGGGGGGUGCAGGAGGCAGUGACAGCUGAAGUGAACCGUUCCCCCAUCGGAGCAGUAGUUAGUAAACUGGAUAAAACAGAGACAUUGCCGGGCAGCAGGUCGAUUGACAAAAACCUAGAGGUCGCAUUUACGAUUUGGUUUUCGCACGGUUAACAUCUCUGUUCCGAUAGAUUGUCGCGUUGUCGUUUUUUGGUUUUGGGUGCUGAUUCAAGUCAUGUAGUCGUUUGUAGCAAAGUGAGUGGACACUGUUGCUUUGAGUCGUAUCAUAUGUGCCGUGAACAUUAGCCAGGCGCUGUUAGCCGGGUUUCCUAGGUGUCUACGGUGGCAUCCAGUCGCCUGCUUGUUUAGAAUCUGUCAGGUUGUCGACAAAACGCCAAGCCGCGGGGUGUUGGGUAAAGAUGGGUGAUAUAAACCCAUCGACAUCUCACGCCUUCCAGUCGGAGGGUUUCAGUCCCCCCUACAAGAGGAGGAGAACAGUGGAGGAUUUCAACAAGUUUUGCACUUUUGUAUUAGCCUAUGCUGGUUAUAUCCCAUAUCCUCAAGAGGUCUCACCACUGCGCAGUAGUACCAGCCCCCCCAACAGUACAGGCAGCACAGCUGACAGUGACGGCUGGACCCCAGGUCCCCCGUCCUCAUGCUCCCCGCGUCCCCCAAAGAUUCCCCAGGACAGGAACAGAAAACGUCCGCAGCCAGUUGCCACACUUUCCAGUCACACAAAGAAAGAACAAACAAUCACUACGCUCCACCCGGACGACCGCAGGAAAGCAGAAAAGCUGAAGAAGAAGAAGAGGAGAAAGGAGAGGGAGCAGGAGUCCAACGAGGACAGCAAAGCACAGCAUGUGCAUGCUGCAGACACAGACGUCCAGUACCCUGUGUCUUUCACCAGCCGAAUGAUCAAAGAAGAGCCUGAAGAUGAGAUCAGCAUUCCCAUUCACUCUCAGCGUCUACCAAGUCCUCGGCCCUGCAAGGAGGAGCCAAAGGAUGGUCAUCAAUGGGAUGGUCGAGAUCUGGAAGAAGGAGUUGUGAAGGUACAGAAGGUGGAAGGCUUUUCAGGAAACAGAACAGUAUUCCGUCAGGGGAAACAGGUGGUGUUCAGAGAUGAAGAUGGAUCAGGAGAGGACGAGGACAUCAUGGUGGACUCAGAUGAUGACUCGUGGGACUUGGUCACCUGUUUCUGCAUGAAGCCUUUUGCUGGUCGGGCCAUGAUAGAGUGUAACAAGUGUAACACCUGGAUCCACCUCUCCUGCGCCAAGAUCCGCAAGAGCCACGUGCCAGAGACAUAUGUUUGUCAGAGCUGCCGAGACACACACGGGGUGCCUGAUGCUCGCCGCUCACACCGCUCACGCAUAGGCCCCCGCAAACACCUGCUUGAUUGACCCAGAGUCGCGUCCAGAACUUUGACCACUUCCUCCUCGGCCUGUCCUUUUUAAAUGCCGGAUUGUUGUACUUUUCUUCCUCGUCAGGUCCUGAAACUUUUAGUCUCCUGUUCAGCCAUAACCCCGCUCCCCGUUUUCUAUGUACACUUUGGUGGACCUAUCCCAAGUCCUUAAUCCAUUUAUGGAGCGCUAUUUUAGAAUAGGGUUUGUUUCUGCUUCCCUCCUGACUGCGUAAGGCAAUCACUGAAUGGAAGUCUGUCUGUGGAAGAUGUUGGUUUAGCAGCAAACCGCUACUAUUGGAACUUGGUGUCUUGGUGAACACUGGAAGCAUUUGAACUGCCAUAUUGAGAGAAUACCCUCACAACUGCCACCCACUACAGUGCAUGCUGAGUUCUGUGGGAAACUGACUGUUUGCACUUUUUUCUUAUCACUUUUUCUCAGUUAAAAAUUCCCAUCUGACAGCUGUGUCUUUCUGUAAAAACUGGACUUGAUGUCUCUGAGAUGCCUCCAUCAACGUUACACCAAAAUGUAACGAAAGCAAGUUCAAGCCUUUUGUGAAUUCCUUCACCAACUUCAGAUGGUGCUAUAAUGUUAAGCUGAGGUAUAAUCUGAUAGAACAAAGCUGUAGGAUAAGAGACUUGGAGUCUGCAUCUGCUUCAACUCUUUGUUUUUAACUUUUUCAACUCUUUUUAGUUUUUAACACACUGUGCAAAAAAGCCUGUAGAUUUCUUCACAAGUUGUCUUCCAGCAUAGGCUGCUUUUCUGCCCCAAGAUGCUUUUGGGCUCUACCUAAAUCUUUUUAAUGCUUUGAUCUAUUAUCACCAGAGUUUCUCAUUGUAAUUUGUUUUUUAAAAAGAAAUCAAAUAAUGAUCAGGUUUCAGAAAACAUUUGGCAAAGGUGUUCACUGUUUGAAUCCAGCUUGAUUAAGCUGAAAUUUACAUAUUUGGUUAGAGCUGCACUGUUCAAAUAUACAAUUGUUGAACAAACUGUAAUCUUGUUGUUUUCACAUAUUUAUUAAAGGGAACUCCUGUUGUUGUCAAGUUAAGAGUAACAACAGAAAACAAAGCUCUCUAACCUACAAUAGUGUUGGAGAGAUUUUCUCAUGUGUCCAGUUAAAGUUAUGCAUGAGUGUGUUUGUUUGAAUGGUUAACACUGUCAGGGUGUUGCAUGUGCUGCUAUAACUGUUCCCAAACUGGACCUUUUGAAUUUUGUGGGUUUCUCGUAAGAUGGAGAGCUGACGUCAUCAAAGCGUUUGUGCAGGAGUUUAUUUUGUCCGGUCUGACUGUGGUGGGUCAGAGCAGAAGGACAGUCUUCAGUCUCUAAACACGUCUUAAUUAAACUUUUCACAGCAGUAUUUACUGACGUUCCCGAGGACAGUUUUCGUUAAACAUGCUGUAACCUGGACAAAAGAGUUAGCAUUGUUCUUUAUGUGCCAUCAGCUGUUGGGCCUGUCAGUUGUUACCUAUUAAAUAAAAAGCCAUACUGUAAAGUUACAGAUUUUACACUCAGAUACUUGGAUCUUAGUCCAGAAUGGGGUUUCCAAUGCAGAAUCAUCACUUGACCGGGAAAAAUUUAACACUGGCAAUAAACGUUUAGCUUUAAAUUACUCCGUUUCUCACAUCACUCUGCUGGUACAAAUGUUAGCCAACCCUACACAGCAAUCCUACAAGCAGCAAAAAAUGAUGUGAAGAGAAUUUAGAGAAAACACCAUAAUGCACACUUUUGAUAAACCUCUCACCCAAACAUCUGAUUAGUGAUGUCAACAAAUCCUAUUGUGAUACUGCUCAUUUGUUCUGAUCCUGGGUUGUCCUAUCCCCGAUUGAGAAUGCGUUGGCUGUACUGUGGUGCAAACUGUUUCUGUGAAACUAUUGUAAAAUAUUGUAAAUAAAGAGUUACAAUUUUAA
Molecule: messenger RNA, 3311 nt
Organism: Cynoglossus semilaevis (tongue sole)
Lineage: Eukaryota; Metazoa; Chordata; Actinopteri; Pleuronectiformes; Cynoglossidae
Gene: phf13
Product: PHD finger protein 13
Exons: 5
Coding region: 430-1407 (325 amino acids)
Biological process (GO): mitotic chromosome condensation
Cellular component (GO): nucleus
Molecular function (GO): chromatin binding
Source: RefSeq, a predicted model, not a curated record